AUGACUCGAGGAGUGUUCACUCUCUUAUUGGUUGUCUGUGUGACAGCAACUAUCACUGAAGGUUAUGGCUCUUAUCGUCAUGGAGGCUAUGUUGGACAUACCGGUUUAUACAAGAACCAUCUUACUAGUUAUAAGGAUCUGUUAACUGGAUAUGGCAACGAUCACGCUGCAGAUCAUAUUUACCACUCCGGACAUUUUCAUAAAAUAGUGGUUGGACGUCUCUAUAGGCGCUUUCAUCAAUUCGGUAUCGAUUUGAUAGGAAAUGGCCUCCGAUACAAAAACUACUAUUUUGCACGUAAAUGUGAACCUCUGAAGUUAUAUAAUGCAUUCAGUUCAUGUUUUAAUGAAUAUGGAAGGAUAGGAGAUUGUUUCCCAGGUCUUAUCAAGGAUGGGCUGAUUGGAAAUCAACACCACUACCAGAGAUAUGGUCGUAGCUAUGGACUCGGGGUUAAAUUUGUGAGAAGAGGCAUUAUUUACCAUAAAACCGUUUACCAUUACCAUGUAAGAUCACUGCAGUUUAUAUGGACAAUGACAUCUUGUUAUAAUUCAUUCCAUCAUGCAAGCAUUUGUGUGCCAAAACUACAAAAGCAAGGUUUGAUCGGAGCACCCCAUCCUUUAACUGGUUAUGUAGGACGUUCUACUGGUUACCAUGGCUUUAAAAUAGUACAUGGUCGUUUCAGCUACCAUGGACAUGCGUACAAGUUGAGCUGCAGUACAACUCGUUUUUACAGUGUGUGGAAUAAAUGUUACAACCAAUAUCACAGUGUGGGUCGGUGCUUCGGAUAUCUACAACAGAAACAUCUGUUUGUUUCAUAUUCCUCUACCUCAAUAGUAGGCUACCAUGGAUAUGAUCAGCUUGGAUUCAAAAUAGUUCAUGGAGGAUUCUCAUAUCACGGAAAAGCUUACACACUGAAAUGUAGUGAGAGCAGAUUUUAUAAAGUAUGGGAUGAUUGUUACGGACAUUACCACAAAGGCAGUUUGUGCUUUGACAGACUAUUUAAACAGGGUCUUUUUGGUUACAAUGUAGACAGUGACUAUGCCCAUGGUGAUAUCGAUUACCUUGGUUAUUACAACAGUCAUCACGGAUUUCCAUUAGUUCAUGGAGGAUUCACUUACAGGGAUAUUGCUUACAAAUUGAGCUGCAAUACGGACCGUUUCUACAGAUCAUGGCACGAUUGCUACGACUCAUACCACAGUGUAGAUGUAUGUUUUGGACGAUUGUACAAAAGCCAUCUGUUUGUGUCUCUAGACCAUGGAGACAAUUACUCUGUACACACCAAUUACCAUGGAUACAAAUAUCUUGGAUUCAAGUUACAUCAUAGACGAUUUAGCUAUCAUGGAAAAGCUUACAGACUGAAAUGUAGCACAAGACGUUUUUAUGGUUUGUGGGACGACUGCUAUAACCAUUACCACAGCAGAAGUCUGUGCUUCAACAAAAUCUAUAAACAACAUUUCUUUGGCUAUUACCAUGGUUCAUCUUCAAUAGUUCAUGGUGGUGAUUACGUUGACGACUUUGGAUACUAUAAGGCUCAUCAUGGAUUCAGUAUUGUUAACGGGGGAUUCUCCUACAACGGAGCAGCCUACAAGCUCAGUUGUAGUAGAACACGUUUUUACAAAGCUUGGAGAUCUUGUUACGGCACUUACCAUAGUGUAGAUGUAUGUUACGGACGAUUGUUGAACGACCAUCUUUUUGUUGCUCUAGGUGGUCACCAUGGAUACCAUAACUAUCAUGGAUACAAAUACCUCGGAUUCAGAAUACGUCACAGAAGAUUUUCAUAUCUUGGAAAAGCUUACAAAUUGAAAUAUGGAAGAAGGCGUUUUUAUAAAUUGUGGGACAGUUGUUACAAUCAUUACCAUGACAGAAGUGUGUGCUUUGGCAAUCUCUUCAAGCGACACAUCUUCGAUUACUAUGGUGAUUACAGUCAUGCUCACAUAGGUGCUAGUUACCGAGGAGACUAUGGAUAUUAUAAAACACAUCAUGGAUUUAGUAUUAUUGGCGGGAACUUCCUUUAUAAAGGAGCAGGUUUCAAACUGAGUUGCAGCAAAGCACGCUUUUAUAGCGCAUGGAAUUCUUGUUACCGAUCAUACCAUAAUAUUGAUAGAUGUUUUGGCACACUUUUCAAUGCACAUCUUUUUAUAAGAGCAGGUCCAGAUUAUGAUUAUAGUUUUCUGAGAAAAAGUCUUUACCUUCAUCGAAAGAUUGCAGCUCACCAUGUGAAUAAGAUCCACGCUAUUGCCAAUUCUCACGUAGGAAGGAUAAACCUUGUAGCACAUACCCAUUCCAGAAAUAUAAACCACGUGGCCAACACACAUGUUAACAGAAUAACAUCUGAAGCCAAUAGUCACAUUAAAAGAUUUUUGAAAAUUGCAAAUAGCCAUCUCUACCGUCUACAGAAACAUUCUAAAAUACAUCUACACUCGCUAGAGGUACAACACAAGCGUCAUCUAUUGGAGCGUGAACACCAACACAAAACACAUGUGGUUAAUAAAGAAAUAUUAAAUCACAAACAUGAGCACGCAAUUGCAUCGGCCCAUCAUUUUGCAAAAGGAGGUGUAUAUGCACCAGCCGGAACAGUGAUUAAGACAGUCAGCCAUGAUUCUUACGGGGAUUAUAAAUAG
Messenger RNA from Mytilus trossulus (common blue mussel), 2619 nucleotides. RefSeq lists its product as uncharacterized. NCBI's taxonomy places the organism in Eukaryota, Metazoa, Mollusca, Bivalvia, Mytilida, Mytilidae. The transcript is spliced from 19 exons. The coding region runs from base 1 to 2619 and encodes 872 amino acids. The record is from RefSeq and is a predicted model, not a curated record.